Messenger RNA from Paramecium octaurelia, 1766 nucleotides. The record is from the annotation of a GenBank genome assembly. Lineage: Eukaryota; Ciliophora; Oligohymenophorea; Peniculida; Parameciidae.
AUGAAUAUAGAUAACCUAUUGGAACAGACUCAUCGUAACACAAGGAGAGGCAUAGUAUUUUCCCAUACUCGCAAGACUUUUACAAUAAAGCCGGACUCCCCCAAAACGAGAGAAGCAUGCUUAGCUUUAGGGUAUGAUCCCCAAAUCUUUUAAUUUAAGUAAUUGUUUGCUGUUCUAUAAUACAGAACUUUUGAAGAGUUUGCUGAACCAGGGAUAACUGAAAAUGUUUAAAAAAUGAGAUAUGAUCAUUAUAUGAAAAAGACAGAAAGUAAAACGGAAAAUGGAUUAAAAUAGGUGCUUUGCAAGAAAUAAGCAAGUAGCGAAAAGUGAUAAUCAAAAAAUAAAAAGCGAUCACAAAUCUACACCUGGAGAAGAGCUAUUAAAGAGACGAAGAGUAUCUAAUAAUUGAUAUUAAAGAUUAGUGAAUGAUUUGAUUGAGACAUACAAUAAGAAGAUGAGUAACAUCAAUAAUGUGGAGAAGGAAGAUUCCUAUCUUUCCUUUGAUGAAGAGGACCCUAUUCUCGUAUUGGAAUAGCAAUUAGAAAAGGAGAUUACAAAGUACAAGAAGCAAUUGCAAGUGAAAGCCAAAGAAGUUCAACAUUAAUUGGAGAAUGAAAAAAAAAGAUAAAAGCUAUAACACGAUAUGAUUGAAAGAGAGAAGAAGAUUGAGGAUUUGUAAGAAAAGAUAGCGCAUUAGAAGGAACUUAAAAAGAAGGAACUAAAACGAGCAGCGCAGAAAAAGUUUAAUGAGAUCAAAGAGAAGGAGAGAGAAAGAUAAAGAAAAUUGCUUGAAGAUAAAAAGAAGUAAGCUGAAAAAUUCGAGAAAAUGUACAUAUCUAUAUUUAUAAAUAAGACGUAAGAAACUGGAAGCUGAUGAAUUAUAGUAAAAGAAAGAACUAGAGGAACAAGAGAGAAGAUAUCAAGAAAGAAGACAUGCCAUUCAAUAAAGAAAGGAAAUGCAAGAUAAAGAGUACAAUUUACACUUGGCCUCAACAAUGAAUCAGAUUGAAUAGAAGUGGACUGAGACUUCAUAAAAUAAGGAUAGACAGAUAUGGGAAUCCAAAUUGGAAAGAUUAACUAUGAGAAGUACAUUACAUGAAGAAAAGUUAAGACAAUACAAAGCCAAAACCCAAUAAAGAGAGGAGUCUUUGGUGUAGUCGAUUGUUAAGAAAUUGGCUACAAAGGAGGAGGAUCUAAAAGGUAAUUUUGAAUCUUUUCUCUAUAGCCUUAAGAUAAUCUAAGGAGAGGGAAGAAUAAGUGAGAAUCAAAGAAGAAAAAUUAAGAAAAAAGAAGAUUGAAAAAAGCUUAAAGAAUAUUAAAUCAUAGUAGUUUGGUAAAGUUGAAAGUUUGUAAAAGAAAUUUCAAUUGCUUGAAGAUUUCUCUUAAAAAAGAAAAGAAGAAACAGAAAUUCAGAAGUAUCUGAAGAAAGAGAAAAUGAAAUUGAAAUAAUUGGAUCUGGAUGAAAACUAUUAAAGAUAAGAGAGAUUGAAGGAUUUAAGAUUUAAGUAAUUGAUAAAAUCAACUCAAUAAUUAAAUGAAUAAAAAUCAUUAGAGAAGAUGUCUAAUGAACUGGUGCGUAGAGCCUAACAGGAACUUUAGAGAAGAUUAAAGAAAGAUGCAGAAAAUCUAGAUUAGAGUUUAUUAAAUGUUAGUUAAGCUGAUGAGAAACUAUUGAAGUAAUUAAUAAUUAUAUUUUUAGUUAAAAAGUUAGUUAGCUUGAAAAGAAUUUAUCAAAUCUGGCUCAAAAUUCUAAAAUAUUAAGUUGA